This is a messenger RNA of Penaeus monodon (black tiger shrimp), 2699 nucleotides long. RefSeq names its product protein melted-like (gene melt). NCBI's taxonomy places the organism in Eukaryota, Metazoa, Arthropoda, Malacostraca, Decapoda, Penaeidae. Gene Ontology annotation, biological process: regulation of signal transduction. Gene Ontology annotation, molecular function: phosphatidylinositol-5-phosphate binding. Gene Ontology annotation, cellular component: plasma membrane. The record is from RefSeq and is a predicted model, not a curated record.
GCAACUACUCCCUGUCUCGAGUUCUGCCCCAGAUAUAUGCUGUCAAGAAGGAACCUAUCCAUGACCAUGUUAUGACUUUGGUUUCCCUUCUGCCACAGUGUGAUACCAAUGAAAAACUUGGACUUCUCAUGCUUUUUUCCCUUGUUGCUAAGAACAGACCUGCGCUACUGGAACCAUCAUUACCACAACUAGUGGAGUGUCUCAGCAUAAGUGGUACUUCUAUGGCCACACUACAGAUAUUUGUAGAAUUGUGCUCGUGGCGACCAGGCCCUUUCACAGAGCAUGUGACCAGAUUAAAGAGUAUUAUUGAACAGCAACCUCAUUGUUUGGCACUAGCUCUGCAGGUAAUGGCAGCUGUGGGCAGACUCAGCAAAGAGAAGGGAAAGAGCGCCCUUGACUACAUUGCUCAGCAGCUCCCAAAAGUUGACUCUGCAAAUUUGGGAGUUGUACUGAGGGAGGUGCAGGUGUUGUGCAGUCAGUACCCAGCUCUUUUGGUGGAGUCAGAGUCCUUACUCACUGCCGUCAACAAAUGCAUGGACCGUGCCAAUGUAUCCGCGCGGGUGUAUAUCCAGCAGCUAAAUAAUGAGUACAAUGAAAUUAGAAAUACUAAUGUUAACCAUACACCUGGAGGUGUAACAAUUGUGCGUGUGGGUGGAGGGGGUGGUAAUAGAACAGAAGCCUUGGUUGGCUCCAGUCGCACGGACAUUAGCCUACCCUCACGAGAUCUUGCCAUCUUUCAACCACACACUUCAACCACAGCCAAUGCAGGGAAGUUUGGCCACAAGUAUCAGAAGCAUAGUGAUACCUCUCGCAGCACUGGACGUCUGGUCACGGCUUCAAAUAGGUCCAUGCCCAGGCUGAAUGCUUUACCACAGAGCACUGGCCGUCUAGGUUCCUCUACAAUCCAGCUUGACAAAUCCAUGACACGCAUCAGUUCAUCUCAUGGCUUGCAUAUGAAUCGGUCCAUAACAGUGUUAGCACCUCCCUCCCGUCUGUUUUCUGGUCAUUUGGGGCCAAGUUCUGGCCAUCUCCCAGGGUCAACCAUAGGCCACCACAUGGGGGGCUCACAGGUUGGGGGUUCACAAAUAGGGGGUUCACGCUUGGUGUCAAGUCCCCCACCUCCAGCUGGGGUUCCUAUGUCCACAGUCUCACCAUUGCCUGGUACAGUAAGCCCAGCAAAGAGCAUGAGUUCCUCUUUAGCAACACUGAGAGAAGGAACUGGAGAGCUUGGGGCAUCAUCAGGUGUUUUAGGAUCCCAUCAGUCUCAGGCUACCUUGCUGCCCCCUGAUGUGUCCCAAAACACGGCAGUCACACACACAGGGCAUCAUACACUCUCACUCCCACUGCACUUGUCCUCUAGAGAGCUUGCCCCCUCAACUUCACCAGCCCCGGUGUCCAGUGUCGGGAGUGUCGUCUCUCACCUCCGACACUCCCAGUCCCCACUCUCUUUACCCCCUUCCACAGCCUCCAUCUCGCCCGCCCCUACCACUGCAACCACUACACUACACUCUCCCACUGUGAGUUCUGUCACAACCAGUCAUGCAGUGGCAACAAGGUCCAAUACCACAUUAACACACAUCACCCAUGAUCCUCACACAACUACAACAAACGCAUGUACACAGAGAAUCAGUGUCUUUGAGCCCUUUGCUAUGCGUGAUACAGUCCAGCACUUCUGCGAGAAACACCUUGAUAAAAUCAAGGCAUAUAUGCAGAAGGUUUUUGUUAAACUUCCUCUACCAAUACGCUGUGGUAUAGAAGAGAGGAAGAACAAGAAACAUGCAAAGCUUUACUUUGCCUGUCAGGGGAAAGGGGAACACUGCCUCUACAGCAAACAUUUCUUCACUAUGAAAACCCGAAAUCCAAGAAUUUGGAUACACCUCAUGUUCCUUGCACUUCAGGCACGAUCAUCUGUAGCACUUAGCACUCGAGAAACACAAGUGAGCAGUCUUAAAAAUUGCUGGGAUAUACUCAAGUGUGACACAAAGACGUUUGUGACUUUGGUAACCUCAGCAUUCCCAUCGGCAAAGGAUAUGGACAUGCUGUUACAUGAGUUACGAAAUGCAAGGUUCUUUGAUGUGUUUGAGUACAAUGGUGUUGAACAGCAAUGGGGUUGCUUUCUCUGUAACCAUCCUGACAGGGCGCGGGGCUUUGUCGAUGAGGACACACCAGUGAUAGAGGGGCAACUCAAAGAGAAGAAGAGCAAGUGGAAAAUUUUCCGCAGGUGGCGAACUCGGUACUUCACGCUCUCAGGGGCUCAUUUGUCCUAUAGGGGGGCUGGCACGGAACAGGACAAGGUGGAGGAAAAGGGAGGAAUUGACGUGCACCAGAUACGCAGUGUAAAGGUGAACAGAGGUGGCAGCAGACACAUUCCCAAAGCAUUUGAAAUAUUUACUGAUAACAAGUCAUUUGUUCUUAAGGCCAAGGAUUCCAGUAAUGCAGAGGAAUGGGUACGAUGUCUCUCCAUUGUUGUUGCCCAUUCGCACUCACGGGAAGAGCAGAGCCACGGGGCUCCUAAAACUACCACAUCCAUUCCUCGCAGCUUCAUGUAUGGACACCACUCCUCUACUAUGCGCACAGCUGUUUAGACAUUGUCAAGCCAAUAGUUUCAGAGGGCAGCUUGUUAUUGUUAUUUUAAAUUCUUUUUCCCAAAUCUCUUUGUAUGUAGACCCCUUUUUAGGGUAUAAAAAAUUAUCUCUUGC